AUUGGCUGAUCUGGACGAACACCGUAGCAGGUCGGUCGCUCUCCUCGGUGCUGAAAUUGCAGCUUGACGUGAUCAUGUAAACGGCGAUGAGGCCAAACGGAGCUUCAGGACAACACACAGCAACAUGGACGAUGAUCUGUUCCAACUAAGACAGCUGCCUGUCGUUCGCUUCCGUCGCACAGGUGAGAGCACCCGCUCCGAGGAUGAUGGCGAGAAUAAAGAGCAAGUUAUCAGGAUCACAGAGCAGACUGAUCUGGAGUCUGUGGCUCUUACAGAUGGAGCUCCAGUACCUCGGGAGUUCGCCAAUCCGACUGAUGACACGUUCAUGGUAGAAGAUGCAGUGGAGGCCAUCGGCUUCGGGACGUUUCAGUGGAAACUCUCCAUCCUCACUGGUCUCGCCUGGAUGGCUGAUGCCAUGGAGAUGAUGAUCCUCAGCAUCUUAGCCCCACAGCUCCACUGUGAGUGGAGACUGCCCAGCCUGGAGGUGGCGCUGCUUACAUCGGCCGUAUUUAUUGGGAUGAUGAUCAGUUCUUCUCUGUGGGGAAACAUAUCCGACAGAUACGGCAGAAAAACAGGUCUGAAGAUGAGUGUGUUGUGGACAAUGUUCUACGGCCUGAUGAGUGCAUUUGCACCUGUUUAUGGUUGGAUCCUCGUCCUCCGAGCGCUGGUGGGCUUUGGCAUCGGAGGAGCCCCACAGUCGGUGACCCUGUAUGCUGAAUUUCUUCCUAUGAAGUCUAGAGCCACGUGCAUCUUGCUGAUUGAGAUAUUUUGGGCGCUGGGCACUGUGUUUGAGGUCCUCUUGGCGAUCCUGGUGAUGCCCACUCUGGGCUGGCGCUGGCUGCUCGGCCUCUCUAACAUUCCUCUCUUCAUCUUUGCCAUCCUGUGUUUUUGGCUACCUGAGAGCGCUCGAUACGACGUGCUGACAGGAAACCAGGACAAAGCUUUGGCCACGUUGAAGCGCAUCGCCACAGAGAACGGAGCACCCAUGCCACUGGGAAAAUUAGUUGCUGCCAGACAGGAGGAUCGUGGGAAGAUUCAGGACUUAUUUUCAUCCCACUUUCGCUGGACCACAAUUCUGCUGUGGUUUAUUUGGUUUGCAAAUGCCUUCUCUUACUAUGGACUGGUGCUUCUGACCACAGAGCUGUUUCAGGAAGGAGGCGCAUGUGGAAUGUCCAAAGGUAAUAAGAGGGAGCUCCGGUGCAACUUGGAGUGUAAAUAUCUGAACUCCGAUGACUAUAAAGAUCUACUGUGGACGACGUUGUCUGAAUUCCCAGGACUGCUGGUGACACUGUGGGCUAUCGAUCGACUGGGACGGAGGAGGACCAUGGCGUUGUGUUUCCUCAUCUUCUCUCUGUGCAUCAUUCCACUCUAUGGUUGUGUUGGGAGGACAUCCAUGACAGUGUUGAUCUUCAUCGCCAGAGCCUUUAUUGCAGGAGGAUUCCAGGCUGCCUAUGUGUACACUCCAGAGGUUUACCCAACAGCAACCAGGGCUUUAGGCCUGGGAACAAGCAGUGGAAUGGCCAGAGUUGGUGCCCUCAUUACUCCGUUUGUUGCACAGGUGAUGCUGGAGUCCUCUGUGUAUCUGGCACUGUCAGUGUACUGCUGCUGCUGCCUUGUCGCUGCCGUCGCCUGCUGUGCGCUGCCGAUUGAGACGACAGGCCGCGGCCUGCAGGAGUCCAGCCACCGUGAGUGGGGCCAGGAGAUGAUGGGCCGGGCCUCUUCCUCCUCCCACAACUCAGAGGGAAACCCAAACUCAAGCUCCGGCUCCCAGGGCUGAGGAUGUCCUGAAUGGUGACCGCAGAGGAGAGAAGAGGCCAGAGGGGGGGACGUGGAAGCAACACAAGCUCUCACCCCAUGACCCUACGAGCCAGGCAGCACAAUAUUUUUACAUUUCACUGUACUUAUAGUCUUCAAUCGCCAUUGCUGUCACAUCUCACCACUGUAUGACUGCACACAGGGUGACUGGGAUGACCAAAUGACCUGAACAAGUGCAUAAACAAAAGGUGAAGUCAUUGGGACGCGGUCAUGAAGAGGUGAGAUUUCAAAUACUUCGAGCAAAGUAUCUGAAUCCACCUUUUCUAAUGUAAGAGAAGCAUAGGGGAAUACAAAGGGGGAAUCAGGAGUUAGCUUCAAAUGUUUUUUUCAAAGAGCCUUAAAACUACCUAUUCAGUUUGUGGUUGAGAGACCUGCUCCUAACCCCGUGAAAAAGCUGCUUCUAUUUGCAAUAAUGGAGAACGAUCUUGUGAACAAGUCAAAAUACACAAGUCAUAAACUCAGCCUUAUCAAAAGUGUAUCGCUGUAGUGAGGAACAGUUCAACCAACAAAUCAUGAGAUGAUUCGGUCAAAUUAAAGUGACUUAAAGAUUCACAUGCCGAGGACGUACUGUAGAGUAAGUCCCUGACAGUACAGAUCCUUUUUGAAACUCCUGUUAUGAAUAUUAAUGUAUAUUAUG
Molecule: messenger RNA, 2452 nt
Organism: Platichthys flesus (European flounder)
Lineage: Eukaryota; Metazoa; Chordata; Actinopteri; Pleuronectiformes; Pleuronectidae
Gene: svopa
Product: SV2 related protein a
Exons: 16
Coding region: 125-1777 (550 amino acids)
Biological process (GO): transmembrane transport
Cellular component (GO): membrane
Molecular function (GO): transmembrane transporter activity
Source: RefSeq, a predicted model, not a curated record